CAGCCGGCAGCAUUCUGCAGCACAGAGUCCACUAGGAGCCUUUGACCAAAACCUUGUGGCCAUUCCGUCACUAAGUGACUGGUCACCAUGGGACCAAAACGUGAAGAGGAAAUGAUUGCUAUUACUCUGAAGCUUGUUACUCACGAAGAGCAGCAAAACUUGAAAGUGAAGAUGCCAAAGGGUGUCAAGAUGAGCAAGGUGAAGGAAAGAGUGGAAGCAGAGUUCGACAUUCCCACAGAAGAGCAGAUUAUUCUCUUCCGGGGCAAGUACAUUGCGAAGCGCUACAUGACUCAGAAGGAGAAUGCGUUUCAACCUCUCAACAUGCCAGACUUGGAAGAAAUUGUGAGUGAAGCUGGAGAAGAUGGUCUGCAAAUGACAGUGAUCCACCAUCCUUUCCGCCUGGAGAAUUUCAUGAAGGAGGAGGAAGUGGAAGAGGGAGACUCCGAUGUAAAGCUGAGGCAGUCAGGUGCCAGCUUGCUACACCGUGCAGUACGACGUUGUGAGAUUAGUGUGGUCCAGGAGCUGCUGGUCAAGGAGGCUUUCACUCGCGCUAACGCACGUGACCGCGCUGGGCAAACCGCUUUGCACGCAGCGUGCACCGCUUGGCAGCGAGAGAGCGCGCAGAUCAUCCUAGAUUCAGACAAAUUUGAAGCUGUCUACAAAAAGGACAUGGAUGGUCGGACGGCCCUGCACUAUGUGGCCUGUUGGGGGGACUUGGAGGUCGCAAAGUCGAUCCUAGCGCAUCCAAAGAUCGGGCGCAGGCACAUUCACAUGGAGGACAUCUUUGGGCACAGUCCAUUGGCCCUCGCGACAGAGUGCGGUCACGUCAAGGUGGUGGAGGCAAUGAAUGAGACCUUGGCCUCCAAGGGCGAGGAUGACGAGCCACCACCAGCUGAUGAGGAACCAUCCAGGCCAAGCUCUCCAGUGGCAGGCAAAGCAAUGGAAGAAGAUGAGGAGGAAGCGAUCGCAGCAAUUGAGGAAAAACCAGCGUAACGAUCUGAACUACUUGAGCCCCACUUUGAUGCAAUGACACCCAGUCCAUCAAGGAAUCAACUGCGAAUGUCAACAUGGCGAUGAUGGUGAUGACGUGGUAAUUUCCCAGUUAGCUCUCGGGAUAUCGACGAGUCCACAUCAAAGCACGCCUCUGAAGUUGCCGAAGUUGCCCUGGAAUUGCUAGAAUGAAGUGGUGUGUCCACAACACGAAUUCCUUGAGAAUGGCGCAGUCCGAGUCGCAGAAUCGAGGCUGAAGCAGAGGGAACAGUAGCAUCAGUAGCAGUAUCUUAAGAAGACCAGUCCAGUGUGUUCAUGGCUGGCCAUGCAAAAAAACUUGACCAGUCGCUGAUGUUUCUUGAACAGGACACCGUCAGAAUAGCUGAUGGUGUCCUGUUGAUUUACUGCGGAGCGACCUUGAGGAAUUCAUUCCUGAGCUGACGCCACUGCCUCACCUGGAUGCACUGGGCCAGGGAACCAUAGGGAACCAUCGUACUGCACUGAACACCCCAGAGGCUUCGUUCC
This is a messenger RNA of Cladocopium goreaui, 1515 nucleotides long. NCBI's taxonomy places the organism in Eukaryota, Dinophyceae, Suessiales, Symbiodiniaceae. The record is from the annotation of a GenBank genome assembly.